Molecule: messenger RNA, 339 nt
Organism: Fragaria vesca subsp. vesca
Lineage: Eukaryota; Viridiplantae; Streptophyta; Magnoliopsida; Rosales; Rosaceae
Exons: 1
Coding region: 1-339 (112 amino acids)
Source: RefSeq, a predicted model, not a curated record
AUGGGUAGUAUUCCUAAGAUUCCGGUCAUAGACUUCUCCCGCAACAGCUUAAAGGCAGGAUCACGUUCAUGGAUUGAAGCCUGCAACAAAGUCUGCAACGCACUCGAAGACUACGGUUGCUUUGUGGCAACACUACCCGAUGCAGAUUGUUCAGAGAUUCACAACAGCCUCUUUGGUAGCUUGGACGACCUGUUUGAUUUCCCAAAAGAGAUCAAGCUCCAGAACACUCAUGAGCAGGGUUUCCGUGGUUACUAUGCACGUACUUUGCGUCCUGAAGGCUUCGGGAUUGAUGAUCCAACAGACGCUGAGGCUACUAAUAAGUUUACCAAACUCUUCUAG